CCGGCCCCGGACGCCGCCUCGGCAUGGGCGAGCACCCCAGCCCGGGCCCCGCAGUGGCCGCCUGCGCCGAGGCGGAGCGCAUCGAGGAGCUGGAACCCGAGGCCGAGGAGCGGCCGCCGGCGGCGCCGGAGGACCACUGGAAAGUCCUGUUUGAUCAGUUUGACCCUGGGAACACGGGCUACAUCAGCACAUGUAAGUUCCGGAGCCUCCUGGAGAGCCAAAGCUCCAAGCUGGACCCGCACAAGAGGGAGGUGCUGCUGGCUCUCGCCGACAGCCAUGCCGACGGGCAGAUCGGCUACCAGGAUUUUGUCAACCUGAUGAGCAACAAGCGGUCCAACAGCUUCCGCCAGGCCAUCUUGCAGGGCAACCGCAGGCUCUGCAGCAAGGCCCUGCUGGAGGAGAAGGGGCUGAACUUCUCCCAGCGACUGAUCCGCCACGUGGCAUACGAGACCCUGCCCCGGGAGAUUGACCGGAAGUGGUACUACGACAGCUACACCUGCUGCCCACCGCCCUGGUUCAUGAUCACAGUGACGCUGCUGGAGGUUGCCUUUUUCCUCUAUAAUGGGGUGUCGCUGGACCAGUUUGUGCUGCAGGUAACCCAUCCACGAUACCUGAAGAACUCACUGGUUUACCAUCCACAGCUCCGAGCACAGGCUUGGCGUUACCUGACCUACAUCUUCAUGCAUGCGGGGAUAGAACACCUGGGACUCAACGUGGUGCUGCAGCUCCUGGUGGGGGUACCCCUGGAGAUGGUGCACGGAGCAACCCGCAUUGCGCUUGUCUAUGUGGCCGGUGUCGUGGCAGGGUCCUUGGCGGUGUCUGUGGCCGACAUGACCGCACCCGUGGUGGGCUCCUCUGGAGGGGUGUAUGCGCUUGUCUCUGCCCAUCUGGCCAACAUCGUGAUGAACUGGUCAGGCAUGAAGUGUCAAUUCAAGCUGCUUCGGAUGGCUGUGGCCUUGAUCUGUAUGAGUAUGGAGUUUGGGCGGGCCGUGUGGCUGCGAUUCCACCCAUCAGCCUAUCCCCCGUGCCCUCACCCGAGCUUCGUGGCGCACUUGGGUGGCGUGGCUGUAGGCAUCACCCUGGGCGUGGUGAUCCUGAGGAACUACGAGCAGAGGCUGCAGGACCAGUCGCUGUGGUGGAUUUUUGUGGCCAUGUACACCGUCUUUGUGCUGUUCGCUGUCUUCUGGAACAUCUUUGCCUACACCCUGCUGGACUUAAAGCUGCCGCCGCCCCCCUAAGGGCCUGGAGGACCUUGGUCGGGGAGGGGAGGGAGAAGCAGUCGGGCAAGGAGCAGCCGUGUUCUUUUUCUCAUCACCAGCUCAGUGAGGCCAGGGAGGCGAGGACAAGAGACGCUGGGCCGCUGUAAUAUUUGUGUUCCGAUUUGAACAGAGUGGAGGCAUUUUUCUGAAAGGCACCUGUUGGAGGGUUUGGAUGUGGCUUCUGUAGUUUUUCUAGAUUGUUCUGAAAACCUCGGGCCAGGGUGAAGGCCUGGGGUGAGAUGAGAGUGGCCGUCCCCUCGGGCUGGGCAUGUCCCAUGUGUACAGGGGUCCCCUCCCUUGUCAUAGACUGGGCACCAGCCUUCUCACUCAUCGCCACCCUGAGACACCUAAGCGCGUAAGGAGGGCCUGAGUCUGUAGUAGCCAGGCAGGCCCUUGUCCAGCCCAGAGGUCACUGUGGGCCAGGAAGUGUCCCCUCCAUAGCUGUUGGGUCUGGAGCUCUAGAGUGGAAGGGAGCCUGGUGGUGGAGGACAUGUCGACUUUGGUCUGGGGGGCCCAGGGUGCCCUCCCAUGCAUGUCAGUGGGUGCUGGGAUGUGGCCUCUAGUGCCUGGGGUGGGCAGAGGAGGCCGAUUCUGUAACUCCAGGCCCCACCUUUGCCCUGCAGGUACCCAGCGAGAGGAACCCAAGUGGGAGGGAAUAAACUUUGUUCCAAGUUCCCCCCGAGGAAGGGUAUCAACUUUGGGUGUCUCCUGGGUGCUGACAUCUCACACCAGUGCCCCAGCAUCCGUACCCUUAUGUUCAGGGCCUUUUCCUCCCCUUCCACUGCCCUGACCCCACAAUGUGCCUGUCCUUUGUUUAUAGAGCCAGUGUUCUGAUACGCGUGUGCAUGCGUGAGUGUGUGUGUGUGUGUGUG
Molecule: messenger RNA, 2131 nt
Organism: Globicephala melas (long-finned pilot whale)
Lineage: Eukaryota; Metazoa; Chordata; Mammalia; Artiodactyla; Delphinidae
Gene: RHBDL3
Product: rhomboid like 3
Cellular component (GO): membrane
Molecular function (GO): serine-type endopeptidase activity; calcium ion binding
Source: RefSeq, a predicted model, not a curated record